Branchiostoma floridae (Florida lancelet) is the source of this 1606-nucleotide messenger RNA. Its product is annotated as protein zwilch homolog. The transcript is spliced from 13 exons. Gene Ontology annotation, biological process: mitotic spindle assembly checkpoint signaling; protein localization to kinetochore. The record is from RefSeq and is a predicted model, not a curated record. NCBI's taxonomy places the organism in Eukaryota, Metazoa, Chordata, Leptocardii, Amphioxiformes, Branchiostomatidae. Gene Ontology annotation, cellular component: RZZ complex. Bases 1 to 1365 code for a protein of 454 amino acids.
AUGCCGCAGAAUGGCGCCAUGGGAACGGCCAAUGUGUGGUGGGAAGACUACCAGAGCGCCGCUCACGUGAGCCUCACAGGCGGGAUGUCAAUCAACCCGCUGUUUAUUUCAGCGGGACCCUUCCCCACCCCAGCCAACCUCCCCACACUGGGUUCACUGCAGAAGAAACACCGGGCCAGGGUCUUUCCUCCCAACAACAAUGUCGUCAACCGAGGCUUCGCGCAGUAUGACGUCUUCGGCACGGGUUCCCAUGACGCAACAGGAGAGCGCCAGACGAGCGUUCUGAUCGAAUGCAGUUGGAAGGACGUGACCUCUGUCCUCCAGCUGCCACCUUACAACUCUGACACUGUCAUGCACAUCCGAGCAGUUCCCGGGGACAUGAAGAGCGCCGCCUACAACAUCUACAGGGAACUGCAGACCCUGUCUGGUUUUGUGGAAGGACUGAAAACAGGAGAAGUCCUGUGGUGCCUGGAGGAAAAUGCUACUCCUCUCACUACUACUGUUAGUAACUUCAUACAAGAGUUCACCGAGCUGCAUGUCAAGAAGCCAGCCCUUCAGAAAGUACAGAAUGAGGCAGACAUCAACUCCCCGAUGCACUCCAUGCUGCUCCCACCAAGGAAGGACCUGGACUUCACCGAGGCACUCUGGGAAAAACUCUUGGGCUGCAGUGGUUACCAGGAGCUGGUGGAAUGUCUGCAGCUGGUCUGUACAGCUUUGCAGCAGGGGAAGAUUCAACCUAUGGUUCACCGUAGCAACCAGAGCGAGCUGGCGUGCUUGGUGCGAGAGUCGUUCAAGGGGGCAAUGCGCGCGCCGGACCUGGAUGGUUUGCUGCCUGUCCGUCUGCUGGCAGAGAUUGGGGUAGAGAAGAUGAAGAGGGACUAUACACACUUCUUCAUUGCUGAGGAGCUGACGACCUUGAGUCAGCUGUCAGCCUACCUGAAGACGGACGCAAGUCUGGAGGACAAUCUUGCCUUACUGCACAAACUUCACGUGAUCUUAGAGAUGGUUGCAGCCUGUAAGGCUUUCUUGGACCUUCCUCACGAGAACCUGAGGACUCUAUUAGGAAUGGCCCUCCAGCACUACGGCAACCAUUGUCAUGACGACGGCCACACCUUCCAGCUGCCCCUCAGUGCAGGUGCCUGCGUCAAGAGAGUCUAUGAAAGAAGCCAGGCUGCAGUGUGGAGGUUGGAGCAGACGUCAGGAGGGAAGGACGACCAGGUGACGUCAGUGUGUCAGAUCAGCACGCGGCCGCUGUACGAUCACGCUGUGUGUGAUGUGGGAGACAUGACCUUAGGUGACCCCAUGGCAGACACACAGCCUAACUUCCUAACCACAGUACAACAGAGCAGGGUCUCCUUCACCUGAACACCCCUGUAUGUGGAAUGGAACAGGCCCGUUUCAUGAAGUAGUUAAUGAUGUUGUUGGACCAUACUAUUAUCAAAAGGGGGUUCAUACUUUUAUAUACGAUAUAUAUAUGUCGAUACUUUUAUAUACGAUAUAUAUAUAUACGAUAUAUAUAUGUUCAUACUUUUAUAUACGAUAUAUAUCAACUUUCAUACAAUAACAAUAGUAGUAACAAAGAAAGGUUUCAAACUUGGAGUGUUAA